AUGGACGCCCAGCAGGUCAACUCGCGUGCGCUCCACGAUGAGCGUCUGGCCUACGACACGGCGGGUGGUGGUCCAGGCAGUCGAGGCCAAGGCCACGGCUCUGAAGCCGGGAGCGACGCAGAUGGCAUCGACAGCUACAACCGCGACGGAUCGCAGCAGCAGCGUCUCGAGCAAAAGCAGGACGGCGCGGCGCUGGAGAAGCGGGCAACGCGGGUCUCCACGGCCUCGUAUGAGGAGACGUACCCCGAGGGCGGGCUGCAGGCCUGGCUCGUCGUCCUGGGCGGCUGGUUCGCCAUGAUCUCGUCCAUGGGCCUGAUGAACACGGUCGGCAUCUUCCAGGCCUACACGCUCAGCCACCAGCUCCGCGACCACAGCGAGGGCACUGUCGGCUGGAUCUUCUCCAUCUACACCUUCCUCGCCUUCUUCGGCGGCGUCUACAUCGGGCCCGUCUUUGACAAGUACGGCCCGCGGUGGCUCGUCGUCGCCGGCUGCGCAAGCACCACGGCCGGCGUCUUGGCCAUGAGCUUCUGCACAGAGCUAUGGCAGUUUGUCCUCUCCUUCGGCGUGCUCGCCGGCUUCGGCACCUCGCUCCUCUUCACCCCGUGCAUCGCCGCCGUCGGCCACUGGUUCCGGCGCCGGCGGGGCUUCGCGACGGGCAUGGCAUCGACGGCCGGCGGCAUCGGCGGCAUCAUCUUUCCCCUCAUGCUGACGUCGCUCUUCGACAGCAUCGGCUACGCCUGGGCCACGCGCGUCCUCGCCCUCAUUUGCCUCGUCUGCGGCCUGCUGGGCAUCCUCCUCGUGCGCUCACGCCUGCCGCCCGCCCAAAACGCCACGGCCCAUCCCGAUUUCCGCAUUUUCCGCCAGGUCCCCUUUACCCUCACCACCGUCGCCAUCUUCCUCCUCGAGUUCUCGCUCUUCAUCCCCCUCACCUUCAUCUCGACCUAUGCCAUGCACCAGGGCUUCAGCCAGUCGUUUGCCUUUCACCUGCUGCCCAUCAUGAACGCCGGCUCCGUUCUCGGCCGGGCCUUGCCGGGCUACUACUCGGACGUCGUCGGGCCCUUCAACACCUGCCUCUUCUCCGUCCUGCUCUCCCUCGUCGCCUGCCUGUGCGUCUGGCUGCCGCUCGGCCACACGCGGGCCGGCAUCAUCACCUUUUCCGUCAUCUUCGGCUUCGGCAGCGGCACCUGCAUCGGCAUCGCCCCCGUCUGCAUCGGCCGCAUGUGCAAGACGCAGAACUACGGCCGCUACUACGCCACCUGCUACACCGUCGUCUCGUUUGCCUGCCUGAUCGGCGUCCCCAUCGGCGGCAGCAUUGUCCAGGCCAGCGGCGGCUCCUACACGACACUGAUUAUCCUGACGGGCGCCAUCUACGUCGGCUCCGCCGCCAGCAUGAUGCUGGCCAAGGUGUGGCAUCUCGGCUGGAAGAACUGGAUGGCAGUGUACUGA
This is a messenger RNA of Hirsutella rhossiliensis, 1446 nucleotides long. Its product is annotated as major facilitator superfamily domain-containing protein. Bases 1 to 1446 code for a protein of 481 amino acids. The transcript is spliced from 2 exons. Gene Ontology annotation, molecular function: transmembrane transporter activity. Gene Ontology annotation, cellular component: fungal-type vacuole membrane. Gene Ontology annotation, biological process: transmembrane transport. Lineage: Eukaryota; Fungi; Ascomycota; Sordariomycetes; Hypocreales; Ophiocordycipitaceae. The record is from RefSeq and is a predicted model, not a curated record.